UGCCCGUGUGGCUGUUGCGUGAAGCCGCUGGCCGUUGGGGUGGACACUGGGAAACUACAAGGCGGCGCGACUUCCUUCAGAGGGGCGCUUUAUUCCACCUACCAGACCUUUAUUGACUUAAACGUCACCUCCUGCUGCUUUUAGAGGUUAAAUCAAUUAAGUUUGUUUUCUUUUAAGGAGCACAGGCAGCUAAGAGUUGAAGGGCGUGCAUUUCGUUGGCUCGCCGGCCUGUUAACCCGCUGCCUUUCUCCUCUAGGGCGAAGAGCCGCGAGUCUGUUAGGGAGUUGAGGUCUUGGUGUUGUCAAAGGGAGGGAGCUGUCUCAACCUGCCACCAUUUUGUGCCGGCUACCGAGGAUUGUGGGAGCGAGGCGUCAUUCCGGCCGCCGCCGGCGGGUGGCGCUUCCGGGCCGAUUUCUGGCGACGGGAAGAAUUGGGCAACGAGUCAAAGACUCCGGCUUCAUCCGGCUGGGUUGUGUAGGGGGACACAGAAAGAACCACAAACGCCUCUGUCCCUCCGGGGAAACAAGAUUAUCUAUCCGAGGGCUCGGGAGAGGCACCUCAUUCAGUUUUCAACAUGAACAACGUCCAACCCAUUUUAUUACAGAGUACAGACACUUCGGGCAAUAGUCAGUGUUAUCGGGAUCGACUUGGGUUAGGCUCGAGAAAAGGUGAUGCUAAAGCACGUUGAGUUAUCUAAACAGCACUUCAGGAUGCAUCUAUAAGAUUGUGCAGAGCACAGCUCUGGAUGGCAAGAACAUCCUGAAGCUAAUUCCAGUCUCCAACAAUACUAUACGUUAUAUCCCUACAGUUCCUCUCCCAAUUCCCACCGGCAGCGCCUCUACUAAACUGAACAUGAUCUCUGUGGCAACAACAAAUUGCAACGUCCAGACGUGUCUUUCAAUACUGCCGCCUACCAGUGGGGGGGGAUUAUUGAUCACGUCAGUUGACGCGCCUGUAGGCAUCAGUAACGUCCCUCCAGUCAAAUGUUCACCAGCAAAGAUACCUACAGCAGCAAAUGUUGCACCUUUGCAAUGUCCUCUGACAACAGUUACUUUCUCUGGGAAGCCUAUGCAGACCCUGCCAACUGCUACCCCAUGUCCAGACAAAGAGUCACACAGUAUAAAAACAGCUACAGUGAAAAGUCUGGCCAUGCAGAGAACCCAGCCUCCUCCUGCUUUGUCGUUGGAGCAACUGCUUUACAAAGAUGCUUUGCCAAGUCCAGCAGUGAAAAAUGCCCAGCCUUCUGUCACUUUGGCUCAAGAUAAAAUGAGUUGUAAACUUGCAACAGUUGGUGUGCAGGCUGCAGCUCCAACCCAAGCAUCACUAACAUUACCUAAGGAUAUACAGAGUGAUAAGCAACCUUGUCCUUUGGUGCGGAAGCCUCAAGCAUCUCCUUUAACAGCGGACCACAAGACAUACAUGUUUUUAAAAUCUCCGAUACUGCCUUCUGGCCAUCACCUUCUGAUCCCCGCACAUGCAGAAGUCAAGUCUAUACCAGCAUCUCUACUGCCUCUUGCUAUCCAGCAGAAGAUUUUGCCUACUGCAGCCUCCAACCUUGUUGGUGGGCAACAGUCCUCAAAUGCAUCUCCUGUUGUCAUUUAUGUUUGCCCUGUCCGUACUGUGAAGACGGUACAGAAGCACCCCCCAAGCAAUCAUCCCAAGAACAUAGUUGAGGUCCCCACGGUUGUCAUUAACAGGGCGGGUCCUGGGCCCAGCAUAGCAUUGCCCAGUAGUAGUGCAGCAACCUUUAACGCUGGGCAGGUGGCGUCUCUGAAAUUGGCUAUGCAGAGCAAGCAACAGUUCCUACCACGCUGCCUUAUUCCCGUUAAAUCCUCCAAUAAUUUAGCCUCAAAGAUCCUGAAGAACCUGGCUGAUCACAAAUAUGUGGAAGAAAAGUUGUUAGACUUGAUAACACCGGUGAGAGUUUCACACAAAGACACUCAGGAAGACUUGUUUUCUCCGGCGAAGGAAAAUGCGCUGGUUAUGUACAACAGCAAAGUCUACCUUGUCAUUCAGAAGGGCAACGACUCUUCCAGUCCAGAGCCUGAGACUCUUUCAGCUUCAGAAAGUCUUGGAGAAAAGGAGGCUUCAGAAAGUCUUGGAGAAAAGGAGAGCACCUUGUCUCCUAACUUGCCGCAGACCAAUUCACAGGUUAAAAUCAAGGAAGAACCAAAGGACCCUGACUUCAAUCCGGUCCAGCUGGAAGAGAACCAGCCUGAAGGCUCAUCCAUGAAAGUUUGCAGUGUCCAAAAUCCCAGCAACAUGCACAAGACUCAGUGUGUGCCUGUCAAGUGUAUGUGCACGGAACCAGCUAGUACGAUGGUUGAAGAGGAAAUGGAUAAGCAGUUACAGAAGAAGGCAGGAAUUUGCUCGGAUCUCCGAGUCUGCCUCACCAGGAUCUCCCCUAAGGAGAUCGAACGAUGGGUGAGGACCAAUUCCCCUGCAAUACCUGAAUCCCUACCGUCAUCCAGCAAGCAGAGCAAGAAAGCCGACGAUACCACCAGCAGUAAACCUCAAGUGAAUUUGAUGCUUCCGAUUAAGAAGGAGGAGCCUAUAGAGCCAGAAUAUUGUGCACACCAUACAAGGGAGAUUGAGAUUAAACGUGAGCCUCAGUCACCAGUAAAAAGAAAAAUGGAAAGUGUUGAUAAUUCAACGGAAGUUAAGAAACAGUGUAUGAAAAGAUUAAGCUCAAACUGGGAAUGUGAGCAUGCCUACAGCUCUCUUGCUGUGAACUGUACUGAAAGGCCUACUUCCAUUAAGGAUGAACCCUCCCACACUGACUCUUACUGUGAACAAGAGGAACUUGCCAGCACAGCUGAACCCCACUCGGUACCGGAGAAGCCCGCAGAAGUGGAAUCCUCUCCCACUACAAUUGAUGGCCGCCAUAUGGCUGCCCCCGUUGAUCCUGCACCCAGCAGCUCACCUCCGUCAGGAGGACACUGCUCUGCCUCUGAGAUCGGCACGGCACACCCUUACACUCCUCUUCCCUUGAGUGUUGACGAAACCACACGCGAUGAGAAAAUCAAGCGACUGAAAGAGAUACUGAGAGAGAAGGAGGCUGCGCUGGAAGCAAUACGGAAGAAAAUGAUCAAGGCUAAAUCGUCCGCGAAGAACAAAAGAAAAUGCGAGAAAAACCAGCGUUUAAUUGAGAAGCUGCGUGACGAGAAAGCGGAUCUAAACCGAAAAUCGGAGCUCGCGUACAGUUGCCUCCCGGGGAGAGAUACCGAGGGAGCGGCCUGCAAUAGUCCUCGCAGCAGUGAAAACAUUUUGACCGGCUCACCGAGCACCAGAUCAGGGCCACAUGUAACCGAACCUUCCAAUGAGCCGACGCGUUGCGCAGCGGCGGAUGAAGUGCCCGGCCUCUCGACCGUAACGAAGAACCACUCCCCGACCAUCCCGACACCUUCCAGAGUAAAUAAGACCAGCCGAGACGAGAAAAUCCGGCGGCUAAAAGAGAUUCUGAAGGAGAAGGAAGCCGCACUGGAGACCAUUAGAAAGAAGAAGCUUUCGGCCAGUUAAAAUCAGGGGUCGUUAUUUCGAAGCUUAGAAGCAGUAUCGUCUGAUCUCUUGAAUGUUCAAACUACAUGAAUUUGAAAUGUUUGUCUUUCAGAGAUUAUUUAUACUAUACAGUUGAGCAGUUUUAAAAUAUUUCGAAAUCGGGGUCAGAUUGUAGAGGAGCUAACAAUAAAACUAACAAUUUUAUUACAUCGUAUGCAGUGUAAAAGGGGAUUUUAAUCCACGUUUUCUUCGUAGUUGUGUUUAUGUACAUUGUAUUUGAAGGCUGUAUAUUUUCACGGAAAAUCUGACAGAUUAGGA
Molecule: messenger RNA, 3816 nt
Organism: Mobula hypostoma (lesser devil ray)
Lineage: Eukaryota; Metazoa; Chordata; Chondrichthyes; Myliobatiformes; Myliobatidae
Product: ligand-dependent nuclear receptor-interacting factor 1-like
Exons: 6
Coding region: 853-3519 (888 amino acids)
Biological process (GO): regulation of DNA-templated transcription
Molecular function (GO): nuclear retinoic acid receptor binding
Source: RefSeq, a predicted model, not a curated record